AUGCUGCGCUAUUCCUUCGUUCUGGUAGCCCUCAUCAACGGAGCUCUUCUCUGCGCGACUAUACUACACACAUUCACUGUCUCGCCUACCAGGACCUACACGUGGCGCAACCGUGAUUAUCCCAUCGAACUACCAGUCGGUCAGAUUCCCACCGUCGAAAUGACAUUCCAAGAGUCUGCACGAUUCGGUUUAUCCGACCCGGACAGCAAAAAGAACUGGGGGGUGCUCUUCAACACCAACUCGUUCGGUUUGGGCGUCCAGCACCUUGGUACCUACCACUUUCGAUAUGUCUCAAGUGCAUAUCACGCACUACACUGUCUAUACACGAUGCAACUCGACUUUGACAAACCGAAUCACGUUAAGGAGCCAAGUUCUCAUUUCGUUCAUUGUAUGAGUUACUUGCGCCAAAUCUUUACAUGCAAUGCCGACAUGACAUUAGAAGAUGGCGAUUUCAUGCGACGGAACUUAACGACCGACCGAGUGAGUGAUACUCGCAAAUGUAGGGAUUGGCGGACCGUGAAGGAAUGGGUGAAUCAGAACAACAAUGAGUGGUUCGUUUAUAAUAAUAUCACAGUCGAGUAA
This is a messenger RNA of Marasmius oreades (fairy-ring Marasmius), 582 nucleotides long. RefSeq lists its product as uncharacterized. Bases 1 to 582 code for a protein of 193 amino acids. The record is from RefSeq and is a predicted model, not a curated record. Gene Ontology annotation, biological process: mycotoxin biosynthetic process. Lineage: Eukaryota; Fungi; Basidiomycota; Agaricomycetes; Agaricales; Marasmiaceae. The transcript is spliced from 3 exons.